UAACUUUUCCAAUGCUAAAGAUAAAUCACUACUGGCUUGAUAUCCCAAUUUGGCUCCAAGUGUGUCGAAGCUCGGAGUGUCAUGCAACUGGCGAGAACAAGUCAAACAAUGUACAAGAUGUAUUGUUGUCGCUUAAGGCUACUAAUCCGGUUGAGCGUGGCGUUCAGACGCAAAUUUGUUAUUCUGCCUCAGUGCUUGAAAUAUUCGGUUUCCUCUUGGUCUUUGACUUUGUUCACUUAUCGCUGUGCCCUCACCUAAACCUUCAGUCAUGGCGACCCUACAGAUAUCCAAGCCGAAGAAACUGAAAAAGAUCACCGACCGCAAAAUCCACAUCCCUACAGCAGGUCCUGUGGCAUCUCUCCCCAGCCCCCCAGACUCUAGUCUCUUCAGCAAAGAGCCUGCGUCUCCGACACCGUCAUUCUCCGCUCCUCCGCCUCUCAUCACCAAUGUGCCGAAAUGUCUCCAACGCUAUCCCUCCAUUGCACAGGUCAUAGCAAGACUAUGGGAGACGUCAGAAACGACUCAAAGUAUCGGCGACUUUGAGGCCUACGCUGUGACUUUUUGCAACUGUCUUUCGACGAAUAUUCUCUACUCGUUGGAAAGGACGCCUCACCUAGACACGAACGACUCCACAUACCUUACCACGUACUACAAUGUGGUCGAUUCUGCAGAGUACUUCCGAUCAUGGGCCUGCAAAAAGAUCCAGGAAGAAGAAGGCGAGCUGAUCAUCGGCAUGCGCCUAGCCACUUCGAUGCUCUGGUUCAAUGCCACGCUCAAGGCUCUCAAGGAACUCCACAAGAUCGUGGAUCGUAUGGUAGCAAAUGCGAAGCCCCUUCCCAGCCUUCCUGUUGAUUCUGUUGAUUUGUCUGGAGAGGCUGUUGUCGCAAAAGUGGUUGGUGGGAGCCUGGAGCCUCAUAAGCUUCGGUCUCCUAAGCUUCGGAUCUCCCCUCUAAGUGUAAUCGUGGAAGAGGUCCUCAAUGACGACGAGCCGAGCUCACCAACCACUCCCAACGAAACCGUGGCCUCUGAUUCCACUUCAUCUCUUGGUCACUUCCCGUCCGCCGACGAACCUAGCAGUAGUACUGAGACGCUCCCGUCGAAUCAAGCGGGGUUCUCUGCACGGCGCAAGAAGCUCGCUCAACAGAUUCGACACGUCCUUAAGCUCGCUACGGAACGCGGUCACCGUAUGGUCCGAUCCCAAGCGUCAACUUCGACACUCACUUCCGAGUCCACGACCCCGGACUUCUCGAAUCCUAUAGACAGACAUCAAGCCAUAAAAACGCACGCCAUUCGCCAGUCCGCUAUCUAUCACUUUGAGGAUCCCAGCAAUCGCGUCGAGAUGCCUAUGCCCGAGGAUUAUGCAGCUAUCCGAGUCGACUUCAGGGGGGAAUUGUCGAGUGCUACCUUGCAGGCCCUCAUCUUGCAGAUCACCUCCCGCGAGGGCACGCAAGAAAGCAUCCUCGACACGUUCUUCUUUGGCUUCCGGUACUUUACGACACCUGCCAUACUCGCUAGUGGCCUUUUAGACCGCUUCCAUGGGAUGAGCGAGCAUGACUAUGAGUUCAGUGAGCAGCAGCGCGUUGUCUGGGCAGCAUCUAAAGAAAUUACGGAGCAUCGCGUCGUGCAUGUCAUUUGCUUGUGGCUGGAACGUUACUGGAACACAAAACUCGACCACGAAGCACUCGAGAUCUUCCAGAGCUAUUUUCUGGGAUACCCCGAUUGUCGUCCAGGCAGCGAGAUGAUGAAGCUCUACAGGCGUUUGGACAGAGUCGCCUCAGGCCGUGCCUCGCGAUCCAAGUGGUUGAAACAUAAGUAUUAUAAAAUCGCGUCUGAAAACGAUUUUUCGACACCUGAGGACACGAACUUUCACUUCCCAUUGCUUCCGGACAAGACGAUGCCAUCCAGGUUGUGUUUGUUCAUGAACGAGACUGGUGUUCAAGAGUUUGCAUGUCAAAUCACUAUUCAGUCAUCCAACCUGUUUAGGAAGAUCGCGCCGGAGGACCUUGUGCGCUCGUGGGUGUUUGGCAACGACGACGGGCGAGCGACUAAGUUGGAUUUUGUGAAUUGGGAAAAGUCGCUCGCAUGGUGGACCACCAUCUCGAUUCUGUCCGAAUCGUCGCUAGAGGGUCGUGUUCAACUUAUAGAGUUCUGGAUCGAGGUGGCAAUGGCGUGUCUCAAGCACUAUGACUUUCACUCCACCAUUGCUAUUCGCACUGGUUAUUGCCGAUUUACAAUCAGCCGGCUUAGGCGUACAGCCCUGGCCUUAUCCAUCAAACAUAAGGGCUACCAUCGGGUAUUAUACAGGGUGUUCGAAGAGCGCGGGGAAUAUGCUCGCAUAAUUGGAGCCCUUACACUCAAGACAAGACCAAUGGUCCUUAUGCUCGAUCCUCUCCUUAAUGGUGUUCUUCAAGUUAGCCGGUCCAACCUGUCGAGCACAGUUACCGAGGGAAGAAUCAACUUUUGUCAUGUGCGUCCCAUCUGUUAUGCAAUUCAAGCACUGGAACAGGCUUCGAUGCCUUACAGGUUCAAAAGUAAUGCUGCUUGUCAGCAGUGGCUCACCCAAAAAUUGGAGUGGGCCACGGACUUCAAGAAUACAAAACUGGGCGACGAGACUGAGGAGUUUCAAAUGAGCCAUGCCCUCGAACCUACGGACCCAGAACUUGUCAAAAUCCACCACAGUCACGCCAUGUUGUGGGACCUAGUGGCCACCCCUGGUGGGUAUGAAGACGUCCCCUCAAUAAGUUCGUCGGAUGUUGAUGCCAUUCUCAACAUUCAAACUCCUUAGACCUGACAAGGGAGGCCUUCUUGUUGGGCCCACCGUCUUAUCUCGUUCAUCUCAGCCCGAGCACAAUGGAUAGUCUAUACUGUUCUCCUACGCUCAUUCAUCUUUUUCUCGUUCUUUCUGCGUCGCUAUGCAACGUCACAUUCGUUUCACCUGUU
Desarmillaria tabescens is the source of this 2940-nucleotide messenger RNA. RefSeq names its product ras guanine nucleotide exchange factor domain-containing protein. Gene Ontology annotation, biological process: positive regulation of GTPase activity; Ras protein signal transduction. The record is from RefSeq and is a predicted model, not a curated record. NCBI's taxonomy places the organism in Eukaryota, Fungi, Basidiomycota, Agaricomycetes, Agaricales, Physalacriaceae. The transcript has 6 exons. Bases 269 to 2785 code for a protein of 838 amino acids. Gene Ontology annotation, molecular function: guanyl-nucleotide exchange factor activity. Gene Ontology annotation, cellular component: plasma membrane.